Spirodela intermedia is the source of this 11948-nucleotide messenger RNA. The record is from the annotation of a GenBank genome assembly. Lineage: Eukaryota; Viridiplantae; Streptophyta; Magnoliopsida; Alismatales; Araceae.
AUGCAACCCGGUGGUGGGGUGGCCGGGCAUGGCCGGAAUAUGGCUGCUCCGCCGCCGGGGCGUUCUUCUUCGUCCUCGUCGCCGUCGCCGUCGUCGUCUUCCUCCGCCGUAUCAGCGCCGAACCACCUAGGGCUCGAUUCUGUCCACCACCAGCAGCAGCAGCACCAGCAACGGCUGCAACACCAGCACCACCAACAACUGAGACUGCAGCAGCACCAGCAAAACCUGGCGUUUCGACAGGUAUGCUGGAUAUGCCAUUGGAAAUCCGUUUUUCUUGUGUGAAUUACGGGGAGAGUAGUCAGGAUGAAUUUACUACUCUGGGAUUCUUUCCGUGUCACGUGGACGUAGCUCGCCGUGUUCUCUGUUAACCUUAUCCCCUCAUUUCCAUUCCUAGUAUUCAGGAGUUCAUUCCAUUGGCCGAGUCAGCAGUCCCAUUUCUGUUUCCUCUUCCUUCCCCCAUCUUUUGCAUUACUUCAUCAAACACGUUUCUGCAUAAAUUACUUUAUAGUUUGCAUUUAAGUUGCAUUGAAGGCGUUUUAUCUUGUGUUCUAAGUUUUUUUUUGUUCUCUAAUUUUUUUUUAACUUUGGGAUGAACUUGCUUUCUUGCUAGUUUGAAAGUGAUAAGGGGGUAUGGAAUCAUAUUUUCUCUCUUUUUUUUGGAGUUGUAACGGGGAUGAUGACUGUUGGGCUUAUCUAUUAUAUUCACUUUCAUUUCUGUUCCUUGUCGUUGCGACAAUGACAGCUCAGAAAGCCUGAAGGAGAUGAAGGUCUUCCAGCUUAUCAGUCUGCGGGAACACACGGAGUUAUGGGGGGUAACAACUUCCCCAACCCGUCGGGUGGCAUGGUUCCAUCUCAGCGUCCAAGGGUCUCUGGUGACAUGCCUCAACAGCACGCUGUAGCGCAGGCUCGGGAGGAAAGCCAGAACAGAGUGCAGGGUAUGGAGAAGCAUGCGCAGAACCCCCCUGACCAUCAGGGUUACGUUCAAUAUGUCCAGGCUGCCCAACAGAAGCCUCUCCAUAAUCUGCAAGCGCAGCAGCAGUCGAAAAUAGGAAUGUCUGUCCCAGCAGGGAGGGAACAGGAAAUACGUUCAUAUCAGUUGAAGAUGCAGGAGCUUCUGUCUCUACAGGCGGCCAACCUGGGGCAUGCUAUGACAAGAAAGCCAGCUGAGCAUUAUGCACAUGUUGAGACACAAGUGGAGCAGGGCCAUGCAAGUACUGAGCAAAGGAGCGAUCUGAAGUCACCCCAGUCUUCUAUUGGACAGUUCAAUACAGCGAAUAUCAGUAGGCCCAUGCAGCCACCAACGUCGCACUCAAACGUUCAGAAUGCUAACAACCAGAUUGCAAUGACCCCUUUGCAAGCAAUACAGGCUUGGGCGAUGGAGCGAAAUAUUGAUCUUUCUGUUCCGGCUAAUGCCAAUAUGUUUGCACAACUUCUUCCUCUUUUUCAGUCUAAGAUGGCUGCGGCACAGAAAACAAAUGAAAGCAAUAACCCUGCAAACCAAUCACAUGCAUCUUCAUCGAAGCAACAAGUAAUGUCCUCUCCUGUUGGUAGUGAAAAUUCUGCCCAUGGCAAUUCCUUGAAUGAUCAUUCUGGGCAGGGGGGCCCAUCAAAAGGUCUCCACUUGCCUCCUUCAGCAUCAAUCUCCAGUGCACGGAAUGCUACUCUAAUGAAUGGUGGUAGCAUCCAAAUACAGCAGCAACUUUCUACCCCACCAAGGGAUAAAGAAGCCGAAAAAACUGCUGCACUUCCAAUAACUGUUGGGAAUGCAACGUCAUCCAUGCAUCCCCCUCAGUCAUCUGGGAGCAUCAGCCAGAACAUUGAAGGCUCAGGGGCUAAAAGUGCCUUUCUUGGGACUGAAACACGACAAAUGCAGUACUUAAGGCAGUUACAGCAGUUGAACCGUCCGGCUCAACCCACCACUUCUUCUGGUGAAGGCAUGUCAGUCCAACAUCCUUCUCAUGGUUCUUCAGCUCAGGUGCCACAGCAACGUAUUGGGUUUACAAAGCAGCAGCUCCAUGUUCUCAAAGCCCAGAUUCUCGCCUUCAGACGUCUGAAGGUAAUCAUGAUGUCUUCUAUAUGUGUGGUCAUUUCAAAGUAAAUAAUGGAUUAUAUUGAGAGACCCUUAAUUUUGUGUUUUUUGCUUUUUUUCAGCGUGGUGAGCGUAGUCUUCCACAGGAGGUUCUUCAAGCUAUUGUACCUCCGCCGCUUGAUAGGCAACCACAACCGUCUUUUCUAUCACAGGGGGUGACAGAACGAACACCCAAUAAACUUAUUGAUGAGAAGAUAAGGCAUUUUGAUACUAAUGAUAAGAUUUCGCAGCCAGCUGCUUCAAGCAAGGGGAUGAUUCUUACAAAGGAAGAAGCUUCCUUUAUGGACGAGAGAGGCUCUCAAGUGCAGAGCUUGGCAGGUUCCACACGGGAGCACACUAAUCUGGAAGCUCUUGGGAAGACGGAGCAAAGUGCUAUACCCAUGGUUAAGCCAGAGCACGAUGUUGAGCGUAUGGGGUCAAAGAUCCCCGCUAAUGGUGAUAUGAACAUGGACAAGAGCAAGGCUAUUUCACCGCAGAGUAUCACAUUAGAUGAAGAACAGCCGAAGAAAACUGGUCAGUCUAGCAAUGCUCCAAAGGAUUCUAACCCAACGAGAAGAUACAAUGGUCCACUUUUUGAUUUUCCCUUUUUUACUAGAAAAUUUGAUUCAUUUGCCUCAUCUAUCGCACUGAAUAACACAAGCAAUUUGACAUUAUCUUAUGAUGUAAAAGAUUUGUUAUAUGAAGAAGGAGUGGUGGUUCUUAGCAAGAAGAGAGCAGAAAAUCUGAAAAAGAUAGGUGGCUUGCUUUCACUUAACUUAGAAACUAAGAGAAUUAGGCCUGAUCUUGUUCUCCGACUUCAAAUUGAAGAGAGAAAGCUUCGUCUCAUAAAUCUUCAGGCCCGUCUUAGGGAUGAGGUUGGUCAGCAGCAACAAGAGAUAAUGGCAAUGUCUGAUAGGCCUUACCGAAAGUUUGUUCGGCAGUGUGAACGGCAGCGUGCAGAACUUCUGAGGCAGGUUCAGGUUUCACAGAAACUAAUGAGAGAGAAGCAAUUAAAGUCUAUUUUCCAGUGGCGUAAAAAGCUUCUCGAGUCUCAUUGGGCCAUUCGUGAUGCUCGGACUACCCGCAACAGGGGAGUUGCUAAAUAUCAUGAAAGGAUGCUAAGAGAAUUUUCUAAGAAGAAAGAUGAUGAUCGAAACAGAAGAAUGGAGGCUUUGAAGAACAAUGAUGUUGAUAGAUAUCGUGAGAUGUUGCUUGAGCAGCAGACAAACGUUCCUGGUGAUGCAGCACAAAGAUAUGCUGUUCUCUCAUCAUUUUUGUCCCAAACAGAAGAGUAUCUACACAAACUUGGAGGGAAAAUAACUGCAGCGAAGAAUCACCAAGAAGUGGAAGAGGCAGCAAAUGCUGCUGCUACUGCUGCACGAUCUCAAGUAUGAUAUUUUGAAGCAUUAUAUUUAUGGAUUCUAUGAUGACAUGCGUUUUAAUAGCUUUUAAUUUUAUUUUAUUUUAUUUUAUGCUGUUAAUAGGGACUAUCAGAAGAGGAAGUCAGGGCUGCAGCAGCAUGUGCCGGAGAGGAAGUGAUGAUCAGGAAUAGGUUCUCCGAAAUGAAUGCACCAAGGGACAACUCUGUCAGCAAGUAAUUUAUUGCGCCUUUUACUUUAAUAGCAUUUUCUGAGAACCAGUAUUGGUCCAGUGUGCAAUAGUCGUGUGAAUUUUCUCUUUUUUUCAAUAUUCGUCACUUCAUACAACCGAUUCCGAGGUUCCUUUCUGGUUUUAUGUAAAAAAAUUAUUUUGGAUUAUUAUAAUUAUUUUUACUUUUCUAACAAUGCUAAAAUGUUGUUUGUUAGGUAUUACAAUCUAGCUCAUGCUGUGAACGAGAGAGUUAUCAGGCAGCCCUCAAUGUUACGUAAAGGAACCUUACGUGAUUAUCAGCUUGUAUGUUAUUACUGCCUUACAUGUUUCCAUUUAUCUAAACAAUAGCUGAUUAGUAAUCACGUCCCCUUUUCAUGUAAAAAAAAAUACGUGCAAAGCCUCGUUUUGUUUUUCGCACUCUCUUUUCAGGUAGCUACCAAUAUUUUAAAAAAUGUGUCAAUCCAUUUUUCGCAUUUAGGUUACUUUAUGGUAAAUUUGCUUACUUUUCAUCUGGAAACUGUGUAAUGUUACAUUACGAUGUUUGAUUUCCAGGUUGGGCUACAGUGGAUGCUUUCUUUAUACAAUAAUAAGUUGAAUGGAAUUCUGGCGGAUGAGAUGGGACUAGGCAAAACAGUGCAGGUAGGUAGAUUCAGCACUGCGUUUAAUUUUUCAGUGUCCUUUAUUUUUGUUGCAUUUUUUUCAAUGGCAUAAAUCUAUUGCGAGCACCUCUUUAGUCCCGUUUGGAGCAGUUAAGCAACUGGUUAUGGAAAACAUUAUGAAGAAAAGUAUUGUCUUGUAAGAUCCGCGGAUAUGUAUUAUGAAAGGCAUUUCCCAUUCAUUCUGAAUCAAUUUUCAAUCAUGGAUCAUUUUAUGCUCAUUUUAAAUCCUUUAUUUAUUGAUAGUACAAGGAGAUUAUGGCAUAUUGUCUGAAUGCUGUAUCUUAGGCUUUCGAAACUCUUUUGUCCUUCACACAAAAUUCGUCAUAGUAUUAUAGGAUAUGGUAUGAUCAUUUUCUUGAUUUUGGAGUUGCAAAAAUGUCCAAAGAAUCUAAUGCCACUUGUGUAGAAUAAAUCUUCUUCAGCAUUGUAUCAGUGUAAGGAGAGUCAUCUGGUUACUAGAAUCAAGUUCCUUGAUCAUGCUCAUUGCUAAAGAGUUGUGCAAAUCCAUUUUGGCCUCUUCUUGGAUAUCAGCAUUGUAUGAAUAAAUAAUAAAACAAAUAGAACCAAUAUGAUAGUUCGGUAGUGUCUUAAUGUUUUCUAUGACCUUUAUUAUUAUCUUCCUGAAUCGCUCUAAUUGAACUAGUUUUUUAAAUAAUGUCCUUAGUUCGUUGAAAAAUAUACGAUAUCUCAUUGCUUUUGGAUUCAAAUUCACUAUGUUAGCUCUUUCUGCUAUCAUAUUUUUGAAUAAUUAAUAAUUUUGUUGUCUUCUGCCUUGUUCUUUCUGUUGGAAUAGGUCAUGGCUUUAAUUGCUUAUUUGAUGGAGUUUAAAGGCAACAACGGACCGCAUCUGAUAAUAGUUCCUAAUGCAGUGCUAGUGAAUUGGAAGGUGAAGUUAUUUUCUCCUGUGUUCUGUUACUUCUCUUUGAAAAUUCAUUUGCUGUGUGAUUUUAGGCUGAUUUAUUUGCCAUUUCACAGAGUGAGUUGUACAACUGGCUGCCUUCUGUAUCAUGCAUCUUUUAUGUUGGUGGGAAGGAUGAACGGUCAAAGCUUUUCUCUCAGGUGAGCGACGCUCAGUUUAUUAUGAACAUGUGACGAUUUUUGAAAAUAAGCUCAUUUGAUUGAACUGUUUAAUCAUCCCACUCUAUGAGGUUUUUGGAUGAUUGGAGAGCGUGAACUAUACUGAGAAUUAUAUUUCUUAUAUAACAACAGAAAAACGGUGUUACUACUUCUAUGCUAUUUUCAGAAUAUGAAAACACAUAUUCUGUUAAUCCAUGGUCAUCAUGUAUUACUCCUAACUGGUUAUUUAGCAUGGGAAAUGAAAAACAACUUUGUAGUCGAACAAUGUAAUGUAACUUAUUUUGUAGCAAUGCUUUCACCUUUUCCACACUUGGUUUUCCAAUUGUUAAAGACUAAGGUUUGUGUUGACGCAACUGGCAAUGAUAAAAAGAAAUUUCAAAGAAAACAAAGUUACCACUUGAACUAGAUGUAUGAGGCAGUGGUGGAGCUGUGGACAUUGUGCCAUUGAUUAUGGGUACUUGGUGAUGGCAAAACGUGCGACUCAGCCAUUUGGGACGAGAAGAACUAUCCAUAUGCUCAAAAAAUUCUGCUUAGGAGAGUAUGAUUACGAUUGGAUUUGAUGAGCUUUGUCUGGGCGGAAAAGGUCGGAGACAAGGAAGGUUGGUCGUAGUAAUUAGUAAGUUGUUUUGUAUCCAAGCCAUUGGGUUGCGUGGAUGACAAGAAACGGUCAUCUUUUCAGAAGGAAUAGCGCCAUAGUAUCUAGGGUUUUCAUGUGGGUUUUUGAUGAGUUGAAACAUUGGGUGAGAUCUUUGUGAAGUGAGGAAGGCAAUGCUCCACUAAUUUUGGAGUUGUUGGGUCUUUGGUUUUGGCUUAUUACCGAUGUCGCAUAAAAGUGAUGUAUUGGGGUUUCUGAAAGCUUUUAGAUCACGAGCUUUUAAAUAACCUGGUGCUAUCCACUUAAAAAAAACUACUAUAUUGGGGCGUUAUUUUGUUAGUUGUUGAGGUUUAUUUAUUCCAUUCAGUGUUAUUUUGACAAUUUCCCUCGAUUUGUCUGAAAUUCAAGAUACAGUAUUGGCUUAAUUAGAAUAUUUUAUGUGGGUGUAUGUGGAAAUGAAUUAAACACUUUUGCUUGCAGUUUUAGAUUGAAGAAUUGAAACUAUCAUUUGCAUACAUAAUUCAACGCAUAGUUUAGGUUUUCAACUGUUUUACAAUGUGCGUGCACUAUAUUGACCAUCAACGUACUGAAGUUAUCCCUGUUUUCAGGAGGUUUGUGCCAGGAAAUUUAAUGUGCUAGUUACAACUUACGAGUUUGUAAUGUACGACCGUUCCAAGCUAUCAAAAAUCGAUUGGAAGUAUAUCAUUAUUGAUGAAGCUCAACGUAUGAAAGAUAGAGAAUCUGUUUUGGCUCGUGAUCUUGACAGAUACCGUUGCCAGAGACGAUUACUUCUUACAGGGACUCCUUUGCAGGUUUGUCAAUAUAUGGGAAUAAUGAUAAUCCUGUUUCCAUAAAAAAAGGCUGAUCAUGAAAAAAAAGGAAAAAAAAUGAUGUUUUAGUUUUUGAAGUGCUUUCAGUAAAACCCCUGCAACAUCCUGAUCGAAGUUCGAAACAAGUUGAUUAUUUGAUUUUAGAAGAGCCAAGUGCUCCCAAUUGUUUCCAAGCUGCUUAUUUUUCCUUCUAAAUUUCUUUUGUAGAAUAAAUUUGUGAAUUUUUUUGUUUGAUUUGAAAUAUGUGCGGCGAGAAGUUCACAAUUCUUAAAAAUUGUGGUUUCUCUCUUAAUUCAGUUGGUGUAGUGAAAUUAAAAAAACGUGAGGGAAAUGUGUUACAUUACUGUGUGAAGUAUAUUGCAAGAACUACAUCAGCAAUAUACUUGCCGACAUCUAAUUUUUAAUAUUGAGAAAUCGGUAUCCCUUCUAUAUUCGUGCGCACACAUAAACGCAUGCUUUCUUGAAAGGUGAAUGUCUCCGUAUCCAUCAGUAAUUUUUUAUUUUUUGUUGUACAAAUCAGGAUUUUGAGUUUUAUUAUUUUUCCGACUCUGAUCUCUACCUGUAUUUUAUAUCUUUGGCCCUCUCGUUGGAUAUUUUUCAUUUUACUUUUAUUUUUGAACCCAGAAUGAUUUGAAGGAACUCUGGUCACUGCUAAAUUUGCUUCUACCUGAAGUCUUUGACAAUCGCAAAGCAUUUCAUGAUUGGUUCUCAAAGCCCUUUCAAAAGGAUGGUUCCUCACAUAGCCCGGAGGAAGAUGAUUGGCUAGAGACCGAGAAAAAGGUGAUCAUCAUUCAUAGGCUUCAUCAGAUUUUGGAACCAUUUAUGCUCAGAAGGCGUGUUGAAGAUGUGGAAGGUUCUCUCCCUCCCAAGGUAUCCACUGGUUUGAAUCGUUUAUGUUUCUUUCGAGGUUAAGCCUUGUUUAGAACUGACGGCCGUUUUUCUUGGUGUUGCUUGCAGGUUUCCAUUGUUUUGAAAUGCCGAAUGUCGGCUAUGCAGGGUGCCAUUUAUGAUUGGAUUAAAUCAACUGGUACCAUUAGAGUUGAUCCUGAAGAUGAGUUACGCAGAGUGGAGAAAAAUCCAUCGUACCAGGUUAAGAUGUACAAGAAUCUUAAUAACAAAUGCAUGGAGCUGCGCAAAGCCUGCAAUCAUCCUUUGCUCAAUUAUCCUUAUUUCACUGACUAUUCAAUAGAUUUUAUGGUGAGGUGUUGUGGAAAGCUUUGGAUCCUGGAUAGGAUUCUCAUAAAACUUCAGAGAGCUGGGCACCGUGUACUUCUCUUUAGCACCAUGACAAAGCUUCUUGAUAUAUUAGAAGAGUAUUUGCAAUGGAGAGGACUUGUAUAUAGACGAAUCGAUGGCACUACAAGCCUUGAGGAUCGUGAAUCAGCCAUAGUUGACUUCAAUAAACUUGACUCUGAUUGCUUCAUCUUCUUGCUGAGUAUUCGUGCUGCUGGAAGGGGUCUUAAUCUUCAGACUGCAGACACUGUUGUCAUAUAUGAUCCAGACCCCAAUCCACAGAACGAAGAGCAGGCAGUUGCUAGGGCACAUCGCAUUGGGCAGCAAAGAGAGGUCAAAGUUAUUUAUAUGGAAGCUGUUGUGGACCAAAUUUCAAGUUACCAGAAAGAAGAUGAACUACGGAAUGGAGGUACAGCUGAUUCGGAGGAUGAUCUUGCUGGCAGAGAUAGAUAUAUGGGUUCCAUUGAAAGUCUCAUACGGAACAAUAUCCAACAGUAUAAGAUUGACAUGGCCGACGAAGUAAUAAAUGCUGGUCGGUUUGAUCAGCGCACAACUCAUGAAGAAAGGAGAAUGACUUUAGAGACAUUACUCCAUGAUGAAGAGAGAUAUCAGGAAACUGUUCAUGAUGUUCCUUCAUUACAACAGGUGAAUCGUAUGAUCGCUCGAAGUGAAGAAGAAGUUGAACUGUUUGAUCAGAUGGAUGAAGAAUUUGAGUGGACUGGGGAGAUGGUGAAGUAUGAUCAGGUUCCCAAGUGGCUAAGAGUCGGAUCUAAAGAAGUGAAUGCAAUUAUUUCUAAUCUGUCGAGGAAGCCAUCCAAGAACAUCUUAUCUGACAAGGUUGUUCUGGAAUCUGGUGAAAUUGUUGUGGCAUCAUCUCCGAGUAGGUCUGAAAGAAGAAGAGGGCGCCCGAACUAUUCUAUUUACAGGGAGUUGGACGAUGAAGAUGUAGAAGAUUCUGACGCAAGCUCUGAAGAGAGAAAUGAAUAUCUGAUACAUGAAGAGGAAGGAGAAGUUGGGGAGUUUGACGAAGAAUUUAAUGGUACGACCAGUGAGGCGCUGGAUAAUAAAGAUCAAUCGGAAGACGAAGGUCUGGUUGAUGGUGGCUCAUUCGUCUUUCCCCAUGCUUCGGAAGUCAAUAUAAGUGAACCUGUUUUUGAGGAUGCUGGCUCUUCAGGAUAUUCAUCUGGAAGUCAAAGAUUGCCUCAAGUUGCAACCCCUUCUGGAUCUUCACAGAAGUUCGGAUCUCUCUCUGCUUUAGAUGCAAAGCCAGCAGCUCCCUCAAAAAGGACGGUGAGCUCUCUUUGCACAGAAUUUUCCUCGUUAUUGUUCUCUGCGUUAUUCUUCUGUUCUCAUCUUCCAUUAAUUGCUAAUUUUUUCAUGCGGAAAACUCAGAUUGAUGAUUUGGAGGAGGGGGAAAUUGCAAUGUCGAGUGAUUCUCACGUAGAUCUCCAGCAGUCUGGAAGCUACGCCGUUGAGCGUGAAGAAUGCGAGGACGAGCAGGUUCUUCAACCCAGAAUAAAGCGUAAGCGUAGUAUGCGCAUCCGGCCAAGGCCUAUGGCGGACAAGCUUGAAGAGAAAUCCAACAGCAAGAGGCAUGUGUCGCAGCAGGGAUCCCAGCUGACUAUGCCAGCAGAAAAUGAUCAUGCUUUGCGGUCGAGGCCCGAAUUCGAAUCUGAGGCAUUGAAUGAGUCAGUUCCAGAGGCACCUGACACAAGCAACCUCUCUGUGAAGCAGAAGCGUACUUCAACAUCACGGAAGGGUCCAGUUGCUCAAAGAUCAAAUGCCAUGCUCAAGGCCAGCAGGUUGAAUAAUGUGUCCGGGGUUGCAGAGGGUUCAACUGAAAAUGCUAGAGAAAGCUGGAAUGGCAAAGCCCCGAACAAUUCUGGGUCUACAUUUGCUGGAACCAAGACAUCGGAUAUAAUGCAGAGAAAGGUAAUUGUUUCUUGAAUCUAUUUGUUUCAAGUCAUUUAUUAUUAUUCAAUGUUGCAUCCUGUUCUCCAUGGGAACUCCGUGUGCAUCAUCAGCUUUGAAUAUAUCAUAAUGUGGUAAUCCAACCGCAGAAGAGGAGCGACAGAUGGGCAUUCCGGGGUGCUCUUUGUUAUGGUUUGUUAGAUACAAUUGUCAAAUAUGGAAAUUUUCAUUAUUUAAAUCGUUUAUCUCCUUCACUUGUAGUCGUUUAGCAUUCAAUGAAUGAAUGAGACUGAAGAAUUCAUUUGAUCUCCUGAUAUCAAGCAAAUCCGAAUCUUUCUUCGUGCAUAACGAAAUUUUAAUUUGACUGACUCUUUCUUUAACUGAUGGGUGAAAUUCCUAUAGUUUUAUCAGUCGUCAAUCGCAUUUUAGAGCAAGUAGAAUUUCUUUUUAAGUACUGAUUUCAUAUGGUGUCGGCUUGCUGGAGCAAUGCAAGACCUUGCUUGAUUUCUAUGGGAUUGCUGUCAUUAUCAUAACUUUUGUCAAAGUUUCAUGGAGCAUCUGUUCCCAGUUUGUGGGAACCGGGAGGGACCCUUUCAUAUGCUCCGUAGAGGAUGCACGUGAAUGUUUCCUUGAUUUUGAUUCUAAUGCGCUUGGUUAGAUGAUUGAUGCAGAAUCAGCUUUUUCGUGUUUGAUUCUCAUCUCAGAAUCUUUUUUCCAUGUUCAGUUCAAGAAUGUCAUCGGCGAGCUUCAGAGGAGAAUCGACAAAGAUGGCCAUCAGAUUGUGCCCAUUGUGUUUGAUUCGUGGAGGAGAAACGAGAAUCUGUACUACGCCAGUUCUGCGUCCACGGCGAACAAUAUCUUGGAUCUACGGAGGAUCGAUCGACGAGUUGACAGCUUCGAGUACAAUGGCAUUGCGGACUUCGUUGCUGACGUCCACCUGAUGUUGAAGAACUUGGUCCAGUAUCUGGGUUACUCAUACGAGGUACGCUCUCUCUCUCUCUCUUUCUCUCUCUCCUGUUCAGUCGUAGGGCUUAUUUUUGCUCACGAGAAGUAGAACACCAUGUGUUUCCUGCUGAAAUCAGUGAAGAAAACGAGCCCAAACUGCAACUGGCUGAAUCUCUGUGCAGGUGAAGAGUGAGGCGAGGAAGCUUCAAGAGCUCUUCUUUGAGAUCAUGAAGAUGGCGUUUCCAGAUGCGGAUCUAAGAGAAGCGAGGAACACUGCGACGUUCCUGGGCCCCGGAGGAGGGCCUCUGUUGUCCCCGUCUCCAAGGCCAUCCGCCGCUGCCGCCAGCGCCAUCAAUCAGAGCAAGCGGCACAAGCUUCUCGAUGACAUUGAAUCAUCGGACUUGGGGACCCCCCGAGCUGCUUUCCGAGGUGCCGGCCCAAGCGAGGAAGAACAGAGAAGGCGAGCCCCAGCAGGGAAGUCCCACAGCAAGGAAACAAGGCCCUCGGGUGGUGGCGGUGGUAGCGGCAGCAGCAGCAGGGGUGGUGGGGAGCUUGCACCACUGGAUUGCCCUCCCUUCCUGGCUCACCCAGGUGACCUGGUCAUCCACAAGAAGAAGAGGAAAGACAGGGAGAAGUCAGCCUCCGUCAUGCAGAAGGGCAGCCCUGCUUCAACACCGAAGGCGGCGGCGGCAGCGGCACGGGUGGGGCCGGCGUCUCUGCUCGGCCAGAGUCGGGUUGGCCCUGCAUCGCCACCGUCGAAGCCGUCAAAGCCGUCAAAGCCAGCGAGGCCCAGCAUGGUCUCCCCCACCGGGGGGGUGCGCAACGCCAAGAUCUUGCUCCACAAGGACGCUGCGCCGACGCAUCCUGGUGGGCAGCAGCCUGUGCAAUCCAGCUCAUGGCCCCAUCAGAAGGGACCACCGCCGGUGGCCAGCGGCGGCGGCGGCGGGCCGGUGGCUGCGGCAGCACAAGAGGCCCAGUGGGCGAAACCUGUAAAGAAAAUGAGGACAGAUACCGGGAAGAGGCGGCCAAGCCAUUUGUGA